AAGGAAGGGCAAAAGUGGGAUUUGAUUGUGUAUAUAGUGGGGGGCAUGCACACCACUGCCCAAACUCCCUCCACUGCUUCUUUCUCACAUUUUCUUGAAACCGUUCACUGUCUUUGCCUUUCUUUCUCUCAGCCAAUCCCUCCAACUAGAAAUUGGUGCUGAAGGCAUAACAUCUUGCUGAAGCUCUAAGCGAUUGUGAAAUCUUAAGUCACACAGGAAGAAAUCAGCAUGCGGUGGUUGGGUCUUAUGUUUUAUGUAUAUCGUCAAGUUGUACGCUUGAACUUAUAUUGUAAAGUUAUUCUAUAGGUUCCCAGUCCCGUCAAUCCUUUUACUUUGUUACUUUUGUAGUUAGGUUCUUUAUUCUUAACUACUGCCAUGGAAGACGAGCGCUGUUUGAUAACUUCUUCAGAUAAGUAUAGAAUUGGGUGAAAGAUUGGGAGGGAAGAUAGAGCCUGGUAUUUGUGCCUUCGGUAUUGUUAUGUUUCUGUGGUUCUAGCUGAUUUUGAUCUAUAAUUAGCUUGGUUUCUUCAUUAUCACAUUCCAUUGGGACCUUUUCUUGGGUGUGCAUUACAUUCUAGUGUGGUAGGAUCCAAAAGAAGUUAUGGUGUGCCAAGCAGCGAGCCAAACAAGAUUUCGGGCUUUGAAACAUGAGAAUGGCAUUGAAGGUGAACCGACAAUUAUAGUUAGAGUGAUAGCAUGCUUUCAACCUUUGCACGAUUGUCAGGCUGAGUACUUCCGUCAUCUGCUUAAGCCUGUCACGUAGAUUGCUUUGCAUUUAUUUCUCUUUAAGCUGGAAUUUUCUGUUUCUGUCAUUUGUUCUUAAGAGAGGCAGCAAGUCAUUGAAAAACCCAUAUCAAGACGCCAUAACAUCUACUGGUCAUAUUUUUCGUUGGAUGGUUAAGGCUCAUUGGUCUUGGCCUUACCCACAGCACGUGGCUUGGCCAUCACCUUACUUUAAUAGCCCUUGCACCUCAGCAGAGCCCAGUUCGCUGGUUCGUUCAACAUACAUGAACUCUAGCACUUGCAUCUUUCCUGCUGUCAGCAUAUUUCCCGGGUUCACAGCUCCUGCUAUCCCAGAUUUGAAGAGUGAGCAGACCAAGGAAGUGCAAGGAUUCCUUCAGCAUCCCAGUUUGGAACCAUGUUUGAACGGAACACAUACUGGAGAGGCUAUGCAAAAUGCAUCUUUGCAGAAGAAGUUGCUUGUGUUUGACCACUCUGGUAGUAAGACAAGGUUGCUUUAUAGUCCUGUCUUCCCUUUUGUCCAGAGUCCAAUUGUUACCGCUACCCAAUUUACUCAAGUUUAUGAUGUAAACGAAGAAGCACGGGCAACUAAUAUAGGUCUAAAGCAUUGGCCCGUGUACACUUCUCCAGAAGAGACUGGUAAGGAUCGUGUAGAUAAUGAAGAAAGUGAAAUGCAUGAAGACACAGAAGAAAUCAAUGCAUUGCUUUAUUCUGAUGAUUUUUAUGAUGAUGAUGAUGGUGAUGAUGAUGAGGUAACUAGCACAGGUCAUUCUCCGUUGGUUACUGAAAAAACUUGUGUGAUUCAAGAACAGUUUGUGGAUAUGAAGGAGGAAGUUGUUAGCACUGAUUGGCCAAACAAAAGGCAGAAGUUAAUUGAUGGUGGAUUCAAUAGAUUACCACCACUUGUGGAGAGUGCUAGUUCCGAAAGGCUAGAUAAAAUGUGUGAGUAUGCCAGUGAUGUUGAAUCAAACUGUUCUAGUAGUGGUGGGGUGUAUGCUACAAGGAAAACUAAAGAUAACUCAACAGCUGUUGAUAUUCAAUUGAAAAAGGAUAAAAUCCGUAAACUGGUGAGAGUUCUUGAGAACUUUAUUCCAGGAGCAAAAGGAAAGCACCCCCUAUUAGUCAUCGAUGGUACCAUUGAGUACUUGGAAUCUCUGAUGUCCCAAACUGGUACACUGAAAUAUAACUAAGUGCCCAUUGUGGUGGUUACAAAAUGGUUGAAGGGCACAUUGAUGGUGAAAAAAGUUGUGUGUUGAAUCAUUAGAUUUAUUGCAUUAUAAGUUUGAACUUACCAUCCUUGCUUCUUUGAUCUUGUUCCUCGAGGUGUAUUCAUAUUUUGCCAAUAAAAGGGAUGAAAGAGGCAAUAGAGGGGUACUACACUUUGCCACUGCAAUAUGGGGUUUAGGAGAUUUAAAUUUGAUGAGGAUUAAAGAUAUUUUAUCCUUUAGCUUUUGGAGGAUUAAAGGUCAGAGAGAUUGAAGGGAUGGGUGAUGGUAGUGGAUGGCUGUGCUGUAAAUGAGGACACUUUUUUCUCCCGGAGUGUUGAAUUCUCUUGUUGAUUGAAUGCAUGCGCGUUAGGUAACUGGGGUCCCACUUUCCACCCUCCCUUUAAUUCCUGAUUUUAUGCUCUGUCCUCUCUUCCAAGCUUGGCUUGUACACAUAUAAUGCUAGCGUAGACUAUAAAGUACCAAGAAAGUUCCAUGUUGGGGCGUGCUUGAAUGAGGAGCGUGGUGUUUCAUCAUGACUUGUUGGGGCCCUUUGUUGGAUACACACAACACACAACAACACGUUAUGGUAAAGGUUUCUUUGUUUUACGUGUUGAGGGUGGAAUCAUAGGUGAUUCUAUUUUCUACGUUGUAAUUGAGAGGUGGCUUGAGUAUUCUAUAUUUCUUUUUCAUGAUGUUACUAUGUAUGUAUCUGUCGGUUGUGUGAUUGUUUGAAUAAUUGGAGUGUCAAUGUUUGUAUUCCGGUUUCAUGUUUUCUAUCUUCAUUGUCAUUGUCUUAUCUGUUCAAUACUUAAAUACUACCAAUCCAUCAUUCAUAA
Molecule: messenger RNA, 2785 nt
Organism: Vigna angularis (adzuki bean)
Lineage: Eukaryota; Viridiplantae; Streptophyta; Magnoliopsida; Fabales; Fabaceae
Product: transcription factor SAC51-like
Exons: 4
Coding region: 894-1931 (345 amino acids)
Source: RefSeq, a predicted model, not a curated record